This is a messenger RNA of Coturnix japonica (Japanese quail), 825 nucleotides long. RefSeq lists its product as uncharacterized. Lineage: Eukaryota; Metazoa; Chordata; Aves; Galliformes; Phasianidae. The record is from RefSeq and is a predicted model, not a curated record.
UUGUCUACUCCCUCACUCACUUGGGUUGGUGAGCGUAUCCAGCAGGAUGUCUUACUACGAGCAGCGCAAGCAGCCCUGCCUGCCCCCUCCCAUCUGCCUGCAGAAAUGCGGCCAGUGCGUGGAGUCCUGCAGCAACAUCUGCGUGAAGCCGUGCACAACUCAAUGCGUGGAGGUCUGCCAGAACCCCUGUGCCUCUGAGUGCACCACGUGCUGCACCACUCAGUGCGUGGAGCCUUGCAGCACCCAAUGCGUCACCCAGUGUGUGGAGCCUUGCAGCACCCAGUGUGUCACCCAGUGUGUGGAGCCUUGCAGCACCCAGUGCACCACUCAGUGCGUGGAGCCUUGCAGCACCCAGUGUGUCACCCAGUGCGUAGAGCCUUGCAGCACCCAGUGCACCACUCAGUGCGUAGAGCCUUGCAGCACCCAGUGCACCACUCAGUGUGUGGAUGUCUGUGCCCCUACAUGCAUUGAUGCCUGCAUCAAGCCCUGUGCUACCCAGUGCCCAACGCAGUGCCCGGUGCCGUGCGUGGAGCAGUGCAGCACCCAGUGCAGCACCAAGUGCGUGGAGCCUUGCUCAGCAUCAUGCGUGGAGGUGUGCACCAAGAAGUGUGUGGAUAAAUGUGAGACCGUGUGCCUGGAGCCAUGUGGCACCGUCUGCACUCGUCCAUGCUAAUUGCCUUCAUCGCAUGGGCCUUGCAGGCAGCCUUUGGUGCAUGGCAAUAUCUGCAGGCUCGUGAGCACCCAGGGAAUGAAAUAUAGACAACAGACCUACCUGCAACGUAUCAAAACCUCCCUUGACAUGGUUAAUGCAUGCUCUCUUUGACU